Molecule: messenger RNA, 405 nt
Organism: Fusarium mangiferae
Lineage: Eukaryota; Fungi; Ascomycota; Sordariomycetes; Hypocreales; Nectriaceae
Exons: 3
Coding region: 1-405 (134 amino acids)
Source: RefSeq, a predicted model, not a curated record
AUGAAGCCCUGGCACGAAAAGGCCCUCAAGCGUGGGCGGUCGCCUUUGCCAGAAGGCCCAGGUCAAAGACCAUGGCUCCCCUUGGAACCACACGAACGACCUUCAAUAAAUCGCGAGGUGUCGGGCGCUCCUCAAGGACCCAAUCACACCGAAUAUACUGUACCGGCCUCGGCUCCAGACGAGGCCAACGAGAGUAGAAACUUGUCAUACCGCUUCCGGGAGGAGUCUGAAGUGCGUCGGUUGAUAGAAAUGAGAUCUGGCGGGGCUAAAUGGAGCGCCAUUGCGCAAGUCUUUCCUAACCGCACUCUUGAGGCACUGAAACAAACCUACCACAAGCGAAGACAGGCUGUGGAACAAAGGAUCGGAGAGGAGAAAUCCAGCGGCAAAGCGGAAAAGAAUGAUUAG